AUGGCUCGCACCAAGCAAACCGCCCGCAAGUCGACCGGAGGAAAAGCUCCCCGUAAGCAGUUGGCCACCAAGGCUGCUCGUAAGAGUGCUCCUGCUACUGGAGGAGUCAAGAAGCCCCACCGAUACCGCCCUGGAACUGUCGCCCUUCGUGAGAUUCGUCGCUACCAGAAGAGUACUGAUCUUCUCAUUCGCAAACUUCCAUUCCAGCGUCUGGUCCGUGAGAUUGCUCAGGAUUUCAAGUCGGAUCUUCGUUUCCAAGGAUCUGCCGUCCUCGCCCUUCAAGAAGCCGCGGAAGCCUACUUGGUGGGUCUCUUUGAAGAUACCAAUCUUUGCGCUAUCCACGCCAAGCGUGUCACUAUCAUGCCCAAGGACAUUCAGUUGGCCCGUCGCAUCCGCGGAGAGCGCUCUUAA
This is a messenger RNA of Seminavis robusta, 411 nucleotides long. The record is from the annotation of a GenBank genome assembly. NCBI's taxonomy places the organism in Eukaryota, Bacillariophyta, Bacillariophyceae, Naviculales, Naviculaceae.